Brienomyrus brachyistius is the source of this 10928-nucleotide messenger RNA. Its product is annotated as SRC kinase signaling inhibitor 1-like. Bases 304 to 5268 code for a protein of 1654 amino acids. Lineage: Eukaryota; Metazoa; Chordata; Actinopteri; Osteoglossiformes; Mormyridae. The transcript is spliced from 22 exons. The record is from RefSeq and is a predicted model, not a curated record. Gene Ontology annotation, biological process: regulation of dendritic spine morphogenesis. Gene Ontology annotation, cellular component: actin cytoskeleton; cytoplasm; postsynaptic density.
AGUUGUGCUGAGCAGCUCUCCUGUACAAAUACACUUGCGCGCAGGCACGGAUGCUAAAGACAUUCACACACACACACACAAGCACGCAAUCGCACACACUCUGUCGGUGUGGCUGGACUGGCGCCAUCGCGGAGGAGCAUCCAGGCCAAGAGAGAGACAGAUAGAGAGAAAAAAGGGAGACAGCCGGAAUAAGGAAAGGAGCGAAUAGGAGAAGAGACAGUCUGAGGAGAGCGUGAGAGGCAGGAGAAGGGGAAAAAAAAAACAAAAAUUAUUACGCACAACACAAGAGAUUCGUAUUGCAGAAUGGGAAAUGCACCAUCCCAAGGCAUGUCAACUCUAUCUCCAUGCAUACGCUCCGAGAGCGGCGGAGGUCACAUGAUCUCGACGGACGACGCCGAGUACCCGCGGGAAUACCGCACCCUGGGCGCCGGCGGCUCGCGCCGCUUCUCCAACGUGGGCCUGGUGCACACGUCCGAACGGCGCCACACGGUUGUCGCCGCCGCCAGUGGGCAGAGUGUGGAGCCCAAGGCGGACGCCGAGCGGAAGAGGGACGCUGUCAUGGAGCACCUGAAGAACAAGUACCCUGGGCAGCAGGGGGGCACUCACACCCCCUCCUACGGCAGCCUGCGGGUGCCCAUGGAGCGGCCGCGGGAACAGCAACAGCCCAACUACUGGAGCUUUAAGAGCCGGAGCCCACGACACUCUCAUUCCACUCAGUCUGGCCUGGCUGACCAGGCCGCCAAAUUGUCCUACGCCUCGGCCGAAUCCCUGGAGACCAUGUCGGAGGCCGAGAUCCCAUUGGGCUUCAACCGCAUGAACCGAUUACGGCAGAGUCUGCCGCUAUCACGCUCUGCUAGCCAGACUAAACUGCGGUCACCAGGUGUGCUCUUCCUGCAAUUCGGGGAUGAGACACGGCGGGUGCACAUCACCCACGAGCUGAGCAGCCUGGACACUCUGCACGCGCUCAUUGCCCACAUGUUUCCCCAGAAGCUCACCAUGGGUAUGCUCAAAUCCUCCAACACGGCCAUCCUCAUCAAGGACGAGGCACGCAACAUCUUCUACGAGCUGGAGGACGUGCGAGACAUCCAGGAUCGUAGCAUCAUCAAGAUCUACCGCAAGGAGCCCAUCUACGCUGCAUACCCUACCGCCCACUUAGCCAAUGGGGACCUGAGGAGGGAGAUGGCGUUCGCCUCCCGGGAGUCGUCGCCAACCCGCCGUCUUAACAAUGCCCCCCCUUCAUCCUCACCCCCCUCGGGCUCACCCUCCCGCUCCCGCCUCUCCUAUAGUGUCGGCCGCCCCCCCUCCUUUGCCGGGCCCGGUCACGUACCCCCGCAUCCCCACCACCCGCUGGUGGCGCACCCCCAGGCCGGCCUCUCACCCUCCCCAAGUGCCAUCCUGGAACGGCGUGAUGUCAAGCCAGACGAGGAGGUAUCCACCAAGAACAUAGUGCUGCUGAAGAACGAGGGCCUGUACGCCGAGCCCUAUGGCCUGGUGCACGAGGGCCGCCUCAGCAUCGCCUCUGCCCAGUCACUGGCCGUUGGCGACCCUUUCACCUUUCCCGUGCCGGGGGCACUGUACCGCCGCGGCUCCGUGCGUUCGCUUAGUACCUAUUCCACCGCCGCCCUGCAGGGGGAGGUAGAGGAGGCUCUCUACAAGUCUGGGGGCCCGCUGUACCCUGAAGCAUACGCCACACUGGGAAUGGGCUUCCGCAUGCCGCCUUCGUCCCCACAGAAAAUCCCCGACGUGCGGGACCGUGACUCUUACACAGGGUCUCCCAGCCGAGGGUCCCCUGUGCGUCAGGGCCUGCGGAAGGACUCCAGCUCCUCCUCCGUGUUUGCGGAGAGCCCCAAGUCUCGCACGGGGUCCAGCUCUGAUCCACUCUGUGGGGCCCUGGUGCCUGCAGGGGAAGCGGCCCGAGGAACGCCGGGAUACACCUCGCCCCUUCCAGGCAACGAGGUGGACACACGGGAGCGGAUGGAGGCGAUGGAGAAACAGAUCGCCAGCCUCACUGGUCUAGUGCAGAGUGUGCUGACCAGGGGUCCGGACAGUGACAGCACUGAGAAGACUGAAUCCACUAGUGACUGUUCAGGCACAGGAACUGGACGCCUUAAAAAGCGGAGAGCUCUGACGCCCUCCGCUCCCUUGGCCUUGAUGCCACCUCCUCCAGUCAGCGCCACGCAGGCGACCACAGUCUCUCGUCUGCAGAUGCAGCUGCACCUGUACGACCUGCAACACAAUGCCACCGAACUGCGCGACCAGUUGUCCCAGCUGCGCAAGAUGCAGCUCCAGAACCAGGACUCCGUGCGAUCACUGCUGAAACGGACAGAGACAGAGAUCAGCGCACGGCUGACGGACGCCCUCCGUAAGCAGGAGGACCCCCUGCAGAGACAGCGCCUCCUAGUGGAGGAGGAGAGACUCAAGUACCUCAACGAGGAGGAACUUGUCAUCCAACAGCUACAUGAUUUGGAGAAGUCAGUGGAGGAGAUCCAGAAGGACUCCUCGGUGAACCAGAAACUCGUGACAGUGCAGGAGCUGGAAGAAAAGACUGCAGCACUGAGGAAGCUGGGAGAGACCCUCACAGAACUAAAGAACCAGUUCCCCAGCCUGCAGAGUAAGAUGCGUGUGGUGCUGAGGGUGGAGGUAGAGGCUGUCAAGUUCCUAAAGGAAGAGCCACACAGGCUGGACGCUCUCCUGAAGCGAUGCAAGACCAUCACUGACACCCUGGCCACGCUGCGGAGGCAGGCGAACGAGGGAAUCUGGAAAGCUCCAGAGGAGUUUUCCAGUCAGUCCCCCAAGCAGGCAAGCGAUUUCAGCAAAGCUACUGACUUCGAUAUUCCUACAAGCCCACCCUUAAACUUCAACAGCCUGGCCGGGAACGUUACCCUGUCUAACUGGACUCCCCACUCGAGCUUGACUCACGGCAACCCUAUCAGCCCCCAUCACGACCCGCUGGCCCCCACAUCCCUCAAGAAUCGGGCCCUGGAAGAGCUGUCAGGCCGCCGCGGCACAGAAAAAUCAGUGUCCGUGGAGGUCAGACUGGCAGCAGAACGGGACUGGGAAGAGAAGCGGGCCAGCCUCACCCAGUAUAGCGCCCAGGAUAUCAAUCGGCUGCUGGAGGAGACCCAGGCUGAGCUCAUGAAAGCCAUUCCUGACCUGGACUUUGCAGCCAAGCAGAUCAACAAGCCUUCAACGGCCCACGCAUGCGAAAGCGCCGGUAGCACGCCGGAGCACCGUCCCAGCAAACCCCAGCACGCAGCUCAGAAGCUGGCUGGCAAGGAGGCCAGCUUCUGUCGGGGAUCUGAUGAGCUGACAGUUCCCCGCUAUCGCACUGAGAAGCCCUCUAAGUCCCCCCCACCUCCACCCCCCCGGCGGAGCUUCCCCUCGUCCCACGGGCUCACCACCAAUCGCACUGGGGAGGUCAUCAUCACAAGCAAAAGUGUUAAGAAGGCAGAACUGGAGGAAAUGGAGACACCAAAAUCCCAUGUUAAGCUGAGAAGAGUCUCCUCAGAGGCACCACGGCCCUCCUCCACACCCCCAGUCAUUGCUGCUUCUGGGGUGAGGGAUGAAGAUGAUGAGGAGAAGAUAAUCGCUGAGCUGGAGGUGUUUCAAAGAAACCCAGUCAAAGUCAAAGUGUCCCCUCCCCACUCCCUGCCCAACACCUUGCUCAAGACCCGUGCCCCCCCUUCCAGCCUGGACCUGAGGUCCUCAGGGCCCCUGAGAAGGAAGUUAUCUGCAGCAUCUCUGGACCCCUCUGGCCUACAGUUGGAGUUGGGCCAAUGCCCAAGUGAACGAAGACUUAGCGCUCCUAUAUUAGCUACACAGGAACUGGAUAUCACACCAACCAGUCUUUCAUCCAGUCAGAUCCCUCAGAUUGUGCUAACUGACUGGUCUUCUGCCCCAUCCUCCCCUUAUAAGAGGUCAGGCGCAGAAAGGAAGGAUGGUGGACAUGUACUCAGAGCUAGGCAGGACACGGGCAGAGGUAAAGCGUCCAGAAGCAUUGUGAGCCCUCAGCAGGCAUCUAAUGUCAUUGUAGAUGGCCUUGGACACGGAGUUCAGGCAGCAAGCGUUACAACGAGGCCAGUGGUAGCCACAGCUUUGCCCCGUCGUGAGAAACCCCGUGUACCCCAACCUCAGAAGAAGCCCCAGAAUUGGGAGUUGAGGAUCCAAGAGUCCUUUGAAGAAACAGAGACUGAAAAUAAUAAAGAAGAACUGGCCCUACUCCUCACACACCAAGAAUUAAGGGUGCUAUCCAGUAGUGAGGCCAAAGAUCUCACUAAGCAAGGAUGGCAAGGCCUACAGACACUGACCCUUCCAGUCCAACCCCAACAGGAUACAUCUGGCAUCAAGGCACAAGGAAAAAAUACAUACAGACCAAAUCUAGACAGUACCCCUUUAGUUCUGCUGUUCAGAGAAUGUUUGGAAGUUGAAGAGGCCUUUAGACAACUAGAAGCACUAUUAGAUGAGGAGAAUCCCACUGAAAUUGGAAAUUUUGAGUCUGACAUAAAGUCUGACCAAGCAUGUCAUGUGGGCAAGCCAAUACCUAAACCCAGACUUAACAGACCAAUGGAUCCUUGCAGGGCAGGUUCAAACCCCAGGAUCGCACUUCCCAAAGAGAAGCAGGAAGCACUGAAGGAAGCAGUGAAGUGGGGGCUUCAGACAGGACAGAGGACCCUGAAAUUUUCCCAUGAUGCUGAAAAGGGUAUAAAUGGGUCAGCUAAACAGCUGGACAAAGCUAAACCAAAAUCACAGACCAGUGUCUGUGAAUCUGAAUCCAGUGCUUUGGUUAGUGCCUUGCCAAGCGUAGCUGGAGAGGGACAGUCCAGGAAAGUUCGAGCGCAGGCUUUGCGCUGCGACACCUACCAGCGGCUGGACAGCCUGGAGGAAUCCAUCCGUGAGCUGGAGAGCACGCUGCAGGAGUUCAGCAGCAAACCUUCCCUGGGCGAUUCCGUCGCCACAGACUCCUUGGCAAAGCUAAGUGCAUCAGCAGCAAGUAGGAACAUUCUAGAACCAUCUGCUGAGAUCACAGAGACAAAAACCACUUCUCCCCAGGCCUCCCCAAAAAGAAAGCCUGCAGUUCCACCUAAGCCCAUGGAGCUCCCAGCACAAAUGACUAAGAGCGGAAGCGGCUUCUCCCCCAGCUCGGGCAAAGCCCCGCACCCCACCGCCACCUCACGCCUCAAGCACUUGCAGCAGAGCAAUCCGGAGAAGGGCAAGCCGGCCAAGCAGCGAGAGGACUUCCUCAAGAUCCAGGGCCAGCCGCAGCAGUGAACUCUCUACCCACUCUCUUGCUUCCUCCAAACCCUCUUCGUCCCAAGCCCAGCUUUAUCUGGCUUCUGAGCGCUCACUGCCCACCCUUCGCUGACCCUGAGGCCCUGCUCAUCUGCGGCUCGUACUCUGCCCCCCCGAGCCGCUCUGCUCCAGUGCACGCUGUGUGCCCAUAGUCACGUUCUUCCAACGUCUUGGACUCAGGGGAAGAACUACGACUCCAUUAUGCCGCGGCGAUCUCUCCGACUCUAAGACUGUAGCUUCUCUUUUUGUUUCAGUAUUCUUCUCUAAACCCUGCCCCCAAACUGCUCCCUCUUCUUCUUCUUCUUCUUCCUCCCGUUCCUCUUCUUCUCCUGCCCUGGGAACUGUGCCUCUAGGCUCUGGGCAGCAGCAGCAGCAGUAGCCUCUCGGAGCCGCUCUUCAUCUCUGGCACCAAGAUCAUCAGCUUCUUGCGCUGCUCGCUACCCUCGGCCCCACCGUCCUCUAACAGUCUCUUCGCCCUGCGCUUGAAGAGGUUCCCCCAGGAGGGGGCGCUGUCCUCCUCCUUGCCAGCCUCCAUCCCCCCAACCAAAGCCCCCAAAGUCUCAGUCUCCAGCCUGAGCUCUGAGGCCCUCUCCCCCCCCCCCACCUCCUGCCAGAACAUAGUUAAAGGACAACAGCCCCUCCCCCGCCCUGACACAGCGACCUCUGCCUCUCCAGCCUUUGCCACCCCUUCAUGCUCACCAUCUACCCUUUCACCAUCAGCUUUGCUCACCCCCUGCACACUGAACCGCAGCAAUGACAACCCCCCAGGAGCAUAUGAAUGAGAUACUAUCAUGAACCCCCUAAUGAAUGGCACCUGCUGUGACAAUGAAGAUACGAUGGAAGAUUCAGGAGUUUCAGUCCAAGCUCCAUGAUGUGCCAAAAAACUCAAGAUAAAAGCACAAAGAUUUAUCCAUCUCACCCCAUCUUCAUUCCCACUCCUUUCAAGGCAAGAGUGUGAUACUGGGACCAAGAAGGAUGACCUGACCCUUUUUUUCAUUUCUUUGUCCCUUUGGGUGCUGAUCACUGGAUGCACAUUGUUCCAGAUGAUGAUGUUGACUUUUACACAAAAUAACAGGAGCCAGUCAAAAGAGAGUCACCUUAUCACAGCAUGAUUGUAGAGGCUCAGAACACUGCAUAUGCCCCAUUUGCUAUGUCUCAUUCGUCCCCUUUGCACAGCACUCUGUCUUGUCGCUCUCUGCUCUAUGAAUUGUGCUGGGUCUCUUGUCUCUUACUGCCAUCCUGAUUACGAUGGAUUGGCAAAACUCAAAGGAGAAAUUCUGAUCCCAUCCACUGAUGCCAAAUUUCUGGGGAAAAGAUCUGCAGGUCAUUUACUAAGUAUGUCAUAUAAUUCUGUUGGGAACAUAUCCAAGACAGAAGUGCAAUAAUGUGGUGGAAUGGCGCUUGGCAUGUGUGUAACAUUCCGCUGUCUCUUUCCAGUAAAAUAGUAAUCAAUACAAAAAAAAACUAAGUGUGAAUUUUAACCUUUUUAUUGCUUGUGUCCAGCCCAAAUAUCGGUGCUAGACUACGUCUGUAUCGCGUCUUAGGCAGAGAUUUUCAGUUCAGUCGAUGGAUUUCUCCUGCUUGCUUUCACGUAAUGUCCGAGACUAUUUAAAAAUGCAGACUGAUUGUUCUGUGGGGAAGGAUGUGGUUUGAAUAACUACAGAGGAUUUAAAAAAGUCCAGACUAUCUUAAGUAUAUUCUAGCAUAUUUGGAAAUUUUGACUGUCAUGUAGUCAGUUCGAUAUUUUGUGACAUCAUUGGGGACAGGGCAGUUUUAGGGGCACGUCAUGCUCAUCAAAGUACUGUCUCAUCUGAAUUCUGCCAGCCACACAGCAGAGAGCUGCAAAACUGCUAGGUUAAUGAAACCAUUCGCAGAUGGUUCCUUAUGUUGCUAAUUGUUACCUUUGCCGGCAAAUACGACGUACCUAAAGGCCCAAAUCAGCCUGAGCAGAAAUAUUACUAGUACAUUUUUAUUUUUUCCCUGUUCUCUGCGGCUUCUAUGGGACCACUGAGGCUCAGAAUGGAAAGGUGGAUUUCUGUAGAUUCCUGAAUGAUGGAUGGGUAGAAGCUCGCUGCUGGUCACCAAAAGUUGGGAUGCCACAUUAUUGGGUUCCUUAUUAGCAAUGUCCUUUAGCUUUCACGCUGGAUGAGAAACACAACCUUCGCACACUUUACCAAAAAGUACGUAAACCCGUCGGUCUAUUUCACUGAAAUGUUUGUGAAAACAUAACAUAGAUCCAUCUUUGGAUUAGAGUACGAAAAGAAUGUAAAAUUAAGGCACAUUCUUUUGAUGUUAAUGUGAAAGCACAUUACUGUGAAUUGUUUAGCAAUGUGUUCGAUUUGCAAAGUUGAUCACAGUACCUGCAGCACUCAGUAAAUCUGUUGGAAACAGUUCAUUACAAUUUUAUCAUUUCCAACUAGAUGCCAGCUAUAAAUAGCUUAUAGCCACGAUCAGAUUUUUCUCAUUUUCAGGUUGUACAGUAUAUUUAGUGCACAUAAAAUGUGUAAUGGUAUCUUCCUAUAGUUUGAUGAAAAAUACAGAUUGUCACCCAGAGCUAUAGCCUUUUUCUACCAUGCAUUACCAUAACAUCACUGUGCUCAAUGUUGCUACAAUUUGUUUAGUUAGCAGAUGCUUUUAUUAAAAGUGACAUACACUUGAAAGCAGAGUCAGACAGUCCCUGGGGUGACUGGGGGUUAUGGGUCAUUGCAAAGAACUAGUCACCAUGUUUUAGUAGAGGAUGGUUUCGAUCCAUUGACCUCUGCUCCCCUUGUUAGUCAUGGUUACUGUAUCUGAGAUUUCAUGUCCACUGUGUUGAUGUGAGAUAGGUGAGAAGGACAAAGGGUACCAACAAAAUCAGACUGGCUCUAAUGACUUUUAUAUUGUAUAAAAAGCAUGCACGUAAUAAAUUCAAUGCCUCACAUCGAGUGAUAUUAAGUCAUGUGCCCCCUUGUGGGUGGUGGUGGCACUGCAAUAGGACUCUUCAGGCUGGUUUAUUGGGGGAAGAGGGUGCAAGGCAGUACAAGCAAGGUGGCUUUGUAGAGCUGGCUGUAGCACAAAUUAUGUAUAAAUUAUACAUUGAAGGUGUAAUUCUCAUAUACAUGUGAAACCUGGAACAUCCAUCCAUAAAUAAUUAAAGAAAUGAUAAAAAAAAAUCAGAUUGUGGGUUUCCACUUAUGUCAUGCUGCUGUUGUUGAAUUGCAAUAAGUUGGCCCUCUCUGAGUUCCAGAGGCAAGAUUUGACUGUUACCCUCAGAAAGUCAGCAAAAUUCACAUCACAAAAAAUUGUUAGACUGCCCUGGCUCCCCCUGGCUCUGUGAGGUUUUGGGGAUGUCCAAAUUAAACCAAACGAUAGGAAAAUGUACUUGUCCUCCCCCCCAAAGAAGCACACAAAGGAAAUAUUAUGGCACCAGUGUGUACCGGAAUAUUGCUGUUAUUCUGUUUUUAGAAACUAAAGAGUGUUGUCUGAAAAAGCCUCAAUACCUUCAUGCCAUGCACUGGUUCAGGGACAGGAGCCAUGCUGGAGCCCAUCUGGCCCAGUAUGGCUUUGCCUUGCUGACCAAGCACAGGAAAGAUCUAAUAUAAAGAGCUGAUACAAAAAAUACGGAAAGCAUACAAGAGUAUAUAACAUAUAAAUAUAACACAAGUCCUGUUUGUGUAUGAAACUAAUAUAUAGUGUGGAAGUGUGAAAUACAUAGAAUAAAUAUUAUGUAAUGUAAAAUUUAAAUCCUCAUCUUUUGGUUUUUUUAUAUUCAAAGUUUUUUUGUACAGUUUUUUUAAUCGGGAUGGUAUACCAUAUUAAUAGAUCCUUUAACUCACAACCAAGACCUCUUCAGUAGUGGGUGGACUAACAUUUUUGUAUCUAGUCUCAAAUAAUUAUGUUUGUGUGUGUGUGUGUGUGUGUGUGUGUGUAUACACCCAGUACAGAUAAAUUAAACGUGGUGUAAACUGUUUGCAAAAUCUAAAUUUGGAUUGUAUUUAUUUUCUAUUGAUUUGCAGAAUGUGGUGUGUCAACAGUCUUUUUGAAUUCACUGUUUCCUUUUUAAUUGACAUUGUCAUUUGCUCUUUUUGCCAACAGCAUCUGAUAGUUUUUGUAUUUUAUAUACAUGUGUGUUUAUUAAUGCAGAUGUGCAGUGAAGUCUCUGAGGUACCCAGACAGCAUUUAAAAUGAUCUUUGUCCCCUGUACGCAUCUGUACUCAGAAUUCAGGAAGCAGGUGACUUUGUGAUUAAUGACUACAUCUGAAGUGCUUUUAGAAAGAGAAAGAUUUCCUUCUCUUUAUAUGUGUGAAAAGUCAUUUUGUUAUAAUAGAACUGUAAUUUCUUAUCAAGGUGGGUUAAUGUUUCUGAAAUCUGCAUUUGGAUGCUAUAGUUUAUCUGCUCGACUGACUGCUCACAGUCAGUUAUACUUCUCUGGUCUGGCUCUUCUGUCUGUCAGGGUUACUGAGAAAACUUCACUGCUGUUCACGGGUUGCAUUGUGUAUGAUGCUGACAUGAUGUCUGGUAUUCAAUCAGCAUUACUUGUCACACUGCCUGGUGUUCAACCUCCUGGACCCUAUAUUCUGUAAUUGAGUUUUUUUGUACCCUGCCAUUAUUUCGUUUAUUCUUACUGUUUUCUGCUGUUGUAACCUUGUAAGUGAGACACAUCCACUGUAAUGGGCCAUGCUGUAGGCCACGAUUGGACAGAUACUGCAAUCAUGAUGCUUCCCAUUGGAAACUGAAGCACAGUCUUAAGAGUAUGUACUUCAUGCUAUAAGCUGUAAAUGAAGCAGCUUUAGGACUGGAACUGGGGUUGUCUGUAUGCACAUCAGCACUGCACCCUUCAGUGGUGCCCCUUAUCCUUGAGCUGUGUGGGUUAAUUAGAACGGUAUAACCAUACUAACAGAUCCAGUUCUUCACAGCCAAGACCACUUUAGUGAUUGGAAUAAGGUUUAUUGUAUUUGGCAGUAAAUAAAUGUGUGCACUGCUUCCUUACCUGAGUGCACCCUAGAACCAUAUGACCCCAAGCCAACUGGGGAAACCAGAAUCCAAUAUCUCUCCUGUUUCCUAUUUAAUUCAAGGUCAAUAGGAGUUAUAAUGUACUUUAUCUUUUGCAGUGGUACACUUCAAAAAUCUGUUUUUGUUUUUUUUUAACCUAAGGAACUGUACGCUUCCCUUGCAGAUUUUCAUAUGAAUGUGUAAGUGGAUUAAACUCAUAGCAGUGGAAUAAAGAUUCACCUGUAAAUAAACUGAAUCAUCCUGAAAAAAAAAAGUCCACAGUACUUUAUGUCAAACAUGUCUUUGGGGUUAAACUUAAAUGAAAUAUAUGAUGGUUAUAAUGCAUGUGUAUUUUGAGAAAUUGCACGGCACAAAAUUUGGUCAACAAUAGUCUUUUUUAAUAUAUAAAUGUCAGGUUCUAAAAGGUUUAAAUCUAUCAAGAUUUUUAUUUUUUUAAUACUCCAUGUAUAGUGGCGAAGGCAUGAUGUGUUUUCUGUGGUCUUUAAGGAAAGAGCAUUGCAUUUGACUAAUAUGAGACCAGAGGUGUUUGAUGCUGUUCCCAUGAGCAAACUUUUUAUUUUUUUGAGACUGAUGUUUCUGUCUGUAGAGUAGUGUGACUAUGAAUGAUGAAGAAAAAUAAAUCAUUAAAAUGCAUAAUAAUAAAUCAA